CCUUUUCGCUCAUUAGCCGUCGAGGAGACAAGACGUCUUUUGAUAGUUUGUGUGUAAAUUUUAAUUUAAUAUUUUCUCCACACUUGCAUAUAAAAAAAUACACUCGCUAGUCGCUAAUAAGGAAGAAGAGCGCUUGCCUUUUCUGUUCUAUAAUAUAUUAUUACAUAAAUAUAAAAGAAAAAGAUUUUUCUUAAAAAUAAUUCAAUUAAAUAUUAACAAUAGUGUUUUUUAAAAUUUAAUCAUUUAAAUGAAAAAUACAGAAAUCGCAAAAUAAAAGAAAAAUAUUCUGAAGUCAAAGGAAGAAAAGUCUUUUUUUAUAUAAAAAUUUUUUGAGAAUCAAAAAGGAAAGAGGAUUUUUCAUCAAUAUUGUAUAUACAUACACUUUUUCUGAAUACGUUGGAGACUUUAUUAAAGAAAAAAUUUUUGGCAUAUCUAGAAACUGUCUGAGAGAAGGCAUUGGAAAUUACGCAUAACCUUAACCAUUAAAGGAAGAAUUAAAAUAUUUCUGUAAUAAGAAGAAAAUUUUGAAAAUUAUCAUUGGAAAAUAUUUUUACCAUAAAGACGUCUAACUUUUAAAUUGAAACAAAAUGCCACAGACAUCAUCAGUUAAUGGUUAUUCAAAUGGUCAUAGUGCACUAUAUGACAUGGAAGAUGGACAAACAUUCCUAUUCACAUCUGAAUCAGUUGGUGAAGGGCAUCCAGAUAAAAUGUGCGAUCAGAUUUCUGAUGCUAUAUUAGACGCACACUUGCAACAAGAUCCUAAUGCUAAAGUUGCUUGCGAAACUGUUGCCAAAACUGGAAUGAUAUUAUUAUGCGGUGAAAUUACAUCAAAAGCGGUCGUAGAUUAUCAAAAAGUUGUUAGAGAAACAGUAAAACAUAUUGGUUAUGAUGAUUCCUCUAAAGGUUUUGAUUGGAGUACACUAAAUUUAUUGGUUGCUAUUGAACAACAAUCCCCAAAUAUCGCGAAUGGGGUACACAUUAAUCGACAUGAUGAUGAAGUUGGUGCUGGUGAUCAGGGUUUAAUGUUUGGAUAUGCUACCGAUGAAACUGAAGAAUGUAUGCCAUUAACAGUUGUCUUAGCACAUAGACUAAAUCAAAAAAUAGCUGAUUUACGAAGAUCUGGCGUAUUCUGGUGGGCGAGACCUGAUUCUAAAACACAGGUUACAUGUGAAUAUGAAUUUGUACAAGGUGCAUGUUUACCAAAACGUUGUCAUACAAUUGUAGUAUCAUUACAACAUUCUGAAAAAAUUACAUUGGAAGAUUUACGUACAGAAGUUAUGGAAAAAAUUAUUAAAGAUGUUAUACCACAACAAUAUUUUGAUGCUAAUACAGUUGUACAUAUUAAUCCAUGUGGUCUAUUUCAUAUUGGUGGCCCAAUGGGUGAUGCUGGUUUAACUGGAAGAAAAAUUAUUGUAGAUACAUAUGGUGGUUGGGGUGCACAUGGUGGCGGUGCAUUUUCUGGUAAAGAUUUUACAAAAGUUGAUAGAUCAGCUGCAUAUGCAGCUAGAUGGGUAGCAAAAUCAUUAGUUAAAGCUGGUUUAUGUAGAAGAUGUUUAGUACAAGUAUCAUAUGCAAUAGGUGUAGCCGAACCAUUAUCAAUAACUGUAUUUGAUUAUGGUACAUCAAAGAAAACACAACAGCAACUAUUAGAUAUUGUUAAGAAAAAUUUCGAUUUAAGACCUGGUAAAAUUGUUAAGGAUUUAAAUCUUCGUCAACCAAUUUAUCAGCGUACAAGUACUUAUGGGCAUUUUGGACGAGAUGGUUUUGCAUGGGAACAAGCAAAAAAAUUAAUUGUAGAAGAUUGACUACCAUUAUUAGAUAAUAAAAAUCAACAAAAUAAUAUGACAAUAUCAGUUAAUCAAGCUGAUAACAAUAAUAAUAAUAAUAAUAAAACUAAUUUAAAAAAUUGUAAUUCUAAUUUAAAAUCUUCUGCAAAUAACGAUAAUAACGCUAGUUGUAAUAAUAAUAUUGAAAAUAAUGAUAUAUUAAGUAAUAAAUUCAUCUCUUCUUGUUCUUCUACUACAUCUAAGUCUAUAAUAAUUUCUCCUUCGACUUCUACUUUAAAUGAAGUAACAAGCUCUAAUGUUAAUCAAUCAGAGGACACAGAAAAUAAUGAUGACAAAAUAAUUUUAGAUGAUAACAAUACAAAUAUGCCUUGUGCUAAAAAAUUAAAACUUGAUAAUGAAAAAAGUAAUGCACUUUUUGAAUAAUGUUUAUUAUAUAUUUAAAAACAAAAAAAAAAAAACAAAGGAAAAAAACAGAAAAUAUUCUUAUUUUCUCAUAAACAUUUUGGGGUUACAUUGUUAAUUAAUAAAAAUUAAAAUAAAAAUUAAAUAAACUUAGUAUUACCCAAAUAGUAUAAACAUUUUCAAAUUAAAAAUGGCUAAAUAUAAUAUAAAUUUGGUAUCAAAACAUAGUAAUAAUAAUAAAAAUAAUAAAUAAAUAUAAAAAAAUGGUCACAAUUUUGUGUCCUAAUUUUACAAAUCAUUUUACUUAACUAAAUAUACCCGUUGUAUGUGGAAUAAAAAAAUAACAUUUUAUAAAAAUACUUUUGUAUCUCUUAAUGUAAUUAAAAUUCUAUAAAAAAUUUUAGGUUCAAAUAUUUUUAUUAAAUUCUAUUUUAAUUUAAAUGUUUUAUUUUUUUAAAUUUAUAAAAGAAAAUUUUAAUUGAUGAAUACAAAAAAUUGAUAAUUUUACCCCAAAAACAAAAAAAAAACAAAAACAAAUUUUUUAAAGCGAAUAUUUUUGUAUUUAAUUGUCAACUGUACUGUUUAUCUGAUCUUUUUUUUGAAUAUUAUACAAAAUUUAAAACAAAUUAAUAUUUUAAGUAAAAACAAAAAAGUAAAAAAAUUAAAAACUGUUUUAUGUAAAAAUGUUUUCCUUUUUUUUUUUUAUUGAUGAAAAAGUUUGUAUAUUUAUUAGUUUAAAAUAUAUUGAUAUUUAUGUAAAAAAACAAAAAAAAAUAAUUUUUCUUUUGCUUUUUUUGUUAAUAUUUCGUAUCAUAAUUAUUAUAGUAAAGUUUGGUUUUUCUUAGGUUCAUUUUAUUAAAAAUUAUGUUUAUAAAAAUUUCAAUAAUAUUGAUAAAAACUGUUUUUGUUCUUAUGAUAAAAACUUUUAAAACUUACAAGAAAUAAAAUGAUUAUACAAUAAUUUAUUUAUUUUAUUAAAAUAUCCUUCUGUUACUAUUUUGUUAUUUUGGAUGUGGUAAAACUGCUGGUAUUUUAAUUAUACUAAUUCAAGAUAUUUUGUAAUAACAAUAUAUUAAUUGUAAUUUAAAUGACUUUAAUUUAUACUUGAAAUAACUUGAAUUUUUAAUUGAAAAAAUAAUUUUUUUUUUUUUAUAAAAAAUUGCUUUACACAUAUUGUUCAAUAUUUUACAAUUUUAUUCGAUUGGAAUUUUAAAAUUUAAUUUUCUUAAUUUUUGUUUUUAUAUUUUUGAUAUUUUACUAUGUGUGCUAUAAUUUUAAUGUUAAAUUUUUUUAAACAAAUUUUCAAAAGUUCAAAAAACUAAAGAAAAAUUCUUUUAAAACAAAUAUUCUUUUUUAUUGGUAUCUAUUUUAAAAUUUAUUUGAAAAAAAAAAUUGUAUUUAAUUUUUACUGCCAAACAAAAAUAUACAUUAUUUAUAUUAUUAUACAAAAUAUAAAAUUAAAUAAAAAUGGAAAAAAAAAAUUAUAUACAAAAAAAACGUUUUCUUUAUGUACUCUUAAUGUAGAAUUAAACAUAAAUUUUCUUAAAAGAAUUUUGAAGAAUAAGGAAACAUAUAAUUUUUAUAAUUUUUUUUAUAUAAAAUUGCAUAUGUUAGAAAAUUAUAAAAAAAUGUAUAAUUAAAUUUAUAUUUAUAUUAAUAAAAAUUUAUCUCCUUUGUUUAUUUCCUUUAUUUUUCGAUUAUAAAUCCUAAUAUUUGAGUUCUUCAUUUUGAAUUGAAUUAAUCUAAAUCUAUAACAUUACUGCAUGAGAUGCAAAAAAAAAAAAAUUGCAUUGUUAUAUUUAUUUACGAGAUUAAAUUCAAAAAAUUGUAAAUCAGAAAUUGUUUUAAAAUUUAAACAAAUAAGAUCAUAAUCCAAAAAUGUAUGAAUUUUCAGGUAGACUAUACCUAUAAUUAGGAUCAGUUUAAAUAAUUAAUUUUCUUCAAAUGACGAUUCUAAUUGAGAUUUUUUAAUUGUAAAAACUUCAAAUAUUUUGGUGAAAGACUUUUACUUUCCCUUAAUCUAAGAGUAUGCUUUUCAUUAAAUUUAAUAAACUCAAUUUAGUAGUUUAUACAUAUUUAAAAUAUAAUAUUAUAUCGAAUUUUACUUAAAAAAGAAAAUUUAUAAUAAUUUUACAUUAAAGUAUAAAAACUAUGGCAAAUAUUUAAUUAAAAAUAUUAAAAAAUUGUAUAUGCUUUUUAUAUAUUUAUAUAUUGAUAUAGAAUAUAAAUAAUAAAAAAAAAAAAUUAAAGUAAUUGUAUAAUUUAUAAAGAAAAAAGUAAAAAUAUGUACACAAAAAUUGUAAGUAAUUAUUUUUUUAUCAUAAAAUUUAAAUUCUUAUAAAUAAAAUAUUAUUAUAAACAAAGAUUUAAAAGCAAAAAUUAAAUUAGUAUAUUAUAUACAUAAAUGUAUUUAAAAUAAUAUUCUUUCUUUUGAUUUUAGGAUUUCAGUAAUAUUUUUAAUUUUUAUAAAGUGUUAUUAUCCCAUUAUGAUAACAUUGCCCGAAAAUAAGAAAUUUCUAAAAAUUGAAAUAUUCGUUUUGAUUAAAAUAUUUAAUACAUAUAGAUAAAUAAUAUUUAAAAACUAUUAAUUAUUAAUUUUUAUAUAAUAAUUUUGUUUUAAUUUUAUUUGAAUUUAAAAUUAAAAACUAAAAACCAUUUAUUAAAUUAAAAUUAAUUUGUGUAACUUUUUAUUUAAUUGUUAUUAAUAUUCAUUUUUAUAUUGGAAUUGAGUUAUUUAAAUUUUAAUUAAUUUAAGUUUUAUUCAAUUCAAUAUUAAAUCCAAUUUCGAAUUUAUAAACACCAUUUUUUGUAAUUUAAAUACAAAUUUUUCAAUAAUCUAUAUAAAAUUAAAUUUUUAUAAUAAAUUAAAUAGUUUUUAAAUGUUAUUUAUCUCAUAUAGGGCUUUUUUCUUAUUUUCAAUUCAUUUAAAUUCAUUUUUUUUAAAGAUAUAAAUAUUUCUAUAGCAUAAAACCCAACGUUAAAUACACAUAAUAAAACGAAAAAUAAAUUUUACAAUAAAAUUAAUUUUAUUAAAAAAAUAUAAAAUAAAAAAGAAGAUUGUAGAUUUUAAUAUAUAAGAAACAUAAUAAAUAAUAAUAAUAAUAGAAAAUAUUAAAAUAAUGGUAGAAAAUAUUAAAACAUUACACCUAGUCUUGUCUCCUAUAAUAUUAUAUUAUUUUAUAAUUAUAAUAUAAAAAAAAAAAGAAAAAUACAAAAAAAAAAUAUGUAAUAUUUUUAAAAUUUAUGUAUCUUGUAGUGUGUUUUUAUUAUUAAUAAUUAUUAAAUACUUAAAUAAGAAACAUUUUGUUUUUUUUUUCUGCAAUAAAAUUUUUUCAAUGUAAUAAUGUAUAAAAAGAAAUAUAAUAAAUUGUACGGCGAAUAUAUUAAAAAAAAAACAAAAAGGAAUGAAAAGGAAUCUAGAGAAAAUAAUAGAAAGACCAGAAUACAAUGUGAAAUGAAGGAAAGCAGAAAUAAUGUAAUUUAUUUAAAGAUACAUAAAUAUUUUAGAAGUUUAAAAAGAAAAUCUUUUAAUAAAAUUAAAAAUACAAAAAAAAAAAAA
Molecule: messenger RNA, 5748 nt
Organism: Condylostylus longicornis
Lineage: Eukaryota; Metazoa; Arthropoda; Insecta; Diptera; Dolichopodidae
Gene: Sam-S
Product: S-adenosylmethionine synthase
Exons: 7
Coding region: 588-1805 (405 amino acids)
Biological process (GO): S-adenosylmethionine biosynthetic process
Cellular component (GO): cytosol
Molecular function (GO): ATP binding; methionine adenosyltransferase activity
Source: RefSeq, a predicted model, not a curated record